UCUUAGUCGGUAUGGAUCUUAUUCGACUAACAUUGCUAGGAUAUUUCAUCCUGACAGGGAAAUUUUCUCACUGUACCUGUUACGGAUUCGGGUAUGAGCUACUGACAGGAAAAAUGGAAGCAUUAGAGAGUCAUAUUACAAACAUUGGCCGUAGAUUGGAUCAAUUGAGCGAAUCUCUGCAAAAUACACAGCAGGUUUAUACAUCAUGUGAUAGGGUUCCAUCGAAAGCAUCUGGUGUCUACAACGUAAAAGUCAACCUUCGGGAGACAUUUGACAUUUUCUGUGAUCAAAAAUAUGACAGUGGCGGUUGGACUGUGAUUCAGAGGCGAUUUGAUGGAUCUGUGAAUUUUUAUCGAGAUUGGAACGAAUACAAACGAGGUUUUGGGAACCUAGAAGGAGAAUUUUGGUUGGGAUUGGAUGUGAUUCAUCAACUGACAUACUCGGCACCGCAUGAGCUGGUGGUAUUACUGGAGGAUUUUGAAGGAAAUUCAACCUUUGCCAAACUGGAUCGUUUCGAAGUGGCAGGAGAGCAGACAUCAUACACUGCGACGAUGGCAGCUGGCUUUAGCGGACCUGCGGGAGAUUCCAUCACCUGGAUUAAGGGCGCAAAGUUCACUACACUUGAUAAGGACAACGACACAUGGGAUAAUAACUGUGCAGUCACGAAUCAUGGGGCUUGGUGGUAUACGGCGUGUCAUGCAAGUAAUUUGAACGGAAAAUAUUUAAAGGGAGUGACAAAAGAGUAUGCUAAAGGGAUGGUGUGGAAUACAUUCCGAGGACACUAUUAUACGUUGAAAUCUUCCAAAAUGAUGAUCAGAAGAAAGAAAGCAUGACACGGAUAUGCAAUAUCUAACUUGUUUGUGAUUUAUUUUUAUGUAUGUUAAAAUCCUAACUAACUAACAAGGUGUGUCGAGUUAGUUCGAUAAUAU
Molecule: messenger RNA, 929 nt
Organism: Ochlerotatus camptorhynchus
Lineage: Eukaryota; Metazoa; Arthropoda; Insecta; Diptera; Culicidae
Product: ficolin-1-like
Exons: 2
Coding region: 12-833 (273 amino acids)
Source: RefSeq, a predicted model, not a curated record